AUGGCCCCUCUGCCAGCCCUGGGGUCCCUUUGGCCACCUGCAGGGUCUCCAGUGGCCCCUCCCCCAGCCCUGGGGUCCCCUUGGCCACCCAUGGGGGCUAUGGUGGCCCCUCAACCAGCCCCGGGGCCCCUUGGUCACCUGCGGGGUCUCCAAUGUCCCCUCUGCCAGCCCUGGGGUCCCCUUGGCCACCUGCAGGGUCUCCAGUGGCCCCUCCACCAGCUCCAGGGUCCCCCUGACCACCCGGUCCCCAAUGACCCCUCCACCAGCCCCGGGGUCCCCUUGGCCAUCCCUGUAGACCCCAACGGCUCCUCAGCCAGCCCUGAGGUCCCCUCAACCCACCCUAGAGGCCCCUCAACCUUCCUGGGCAUCCCCUUGGCCCUUCCCAAGGGUCUCCCAACCAUCCUGGGCGUCCCCUUGGCCACCCGCCGCGUCCCCGGCACCCGCUGA
Messenger RNA from Tinamus guttatus (white-throated tinamou), 447 nucleotides. NCBI's taxonomy places the organism in Eukaryota, Metazoa, Chordata, Aves, Tinamiformes, Tinamidae. The record is from RefSeq and is a predicted model, not a curated record.